Photinus pyralis (common eastern firefly) is the source of this 1060-nucleotide messenger RNA. RefSeq names its product zinc finger protein Xfin-like. Gene Ontology annotation, molecular function: zinc ion binding. The transcript is spliced from 2 exons. Gene Ontology annotation, cellular component: nucleus. Lineage: Eukaryota; Metazoa; Arthropoda; Insecta; Coleoptera; Lampyridae. The coding region runs from base 27 to 1034 and encodes 335 amino acids. The record is from RefSeq and is a predicted model, not a curated record.
UUAACUUAAUUUCUUUUAAUUUGGAGAUGGUUUAUCACAAACUCGAAGAAAUGGAGGACAAAUGGUGCAGAACUUGCCUACAAAAGGUUUCCUCAGAGUACUACGACUUGGAACACACAGAGCCGGAUGAAGUUGUAAGCAUCGGCACGAAACUUCAGUCUGUCGCCCCUAGCUUGGAUGUGAAUGUUGUAAUUGACGCCGUCAUUUGCAGUGCUUGUCUGCAAGUCAUCAACGCGGCGUACACGUUUCAGUCCCAAUGCUACACCGUCGAUAAACACAUUCGUGUGUAUUGCAGCCGUGCCAAAACAAAAACGCUCAUCUUUAAGGACUUAAUCAAUUUUAUCGAAUCACCACCCGUCACGACUGAGGUUAUGUUAAUUAAAGACGAAGACGUCGACAUGUCAAACACCACAAGUGCCAAAAGUAAAAAAUUGUACGACUGUACUCACUGUGAUCGUAGUUUUAGAUGGUUACGUAACUUGAAACGUCACUCGCUCACGCACAAUCAAUCGAAGCCGUUCACUUGUGACCAGUGCGAGUUCAGAAGUAAUCGAAAAGAUGCGCUACACAAUCACGUUUCUAACAAGCACGUCGACGCGGAUAAACCGUACAAGUGCGAGCACUGCGCUCUGUCGUUCGCCCAACGCUACACGCUAGCGCGACACAUGCAAACGCACGCGGAGGACAAGCCGUACAAGUGCGCCGACUGCGAUUUCAGCUGCAAGUUCGAGAGCUACCUCAAGCGGCACCUUAGCACGCACGUCGUCGGAAAAGCGCCGCGAUCCGAUCUCAAACCGUUCCGUUGCGACAUCUGUGAGUACUGCAGCUACGACCGGAAGGGCCUCAGGCGACACGUCAUGAUCCACACCGGCGAGAAACCAUACACUUGCGCCGAUUGCGAGUACAAAACGACGGAGAAGUCCAAGCUGGUGCGGCACCGGAAGACGCACGCGAGGGAGUUUCGGUGCGCCGUCUGCGAGUACAAGACGAGGUUCAAGGCGCAGCUGACUCGUCACGCCAGUGCCUUACAUUAAUUUUUUGUACUUUUAUCGAUUACAAA